ACAGCAAACAGGCUGUCUGAAAAGGCAGGGCACAGACAAGACCCUUCAGAAAGGAGUGCAAGCCUAUAAAUUCCUGAAGGUCCAGAUGAGUGGAACUGCUCUCUGAGCUGCCAGGGACUGAGUUGAAACAGAACAAGAGAAAGUGUCUUGUCUAAGGAAUGAUGGAGCCAGGAGUGAGGGCUGCUCAGCAUCUAAGGCAAGUGCUGCUUUUUUUCAUUUUCCUGGAAGGGUCCUCAGUUCUUUCCGAGACCUGGAGCUAUUCUGUGGCAGAAGAAAUGGAGACUGGCUCCUCUAUAGCCAAUAUAAUUAAAGAUAUGGGUGUGGGUGACCUGGCUGCCCGGGGGGCCAGAGUUAUAUUUGAUGACUAUCAGCCUUAUUUGUGGUUAGAACUCGAGACUGGCAACUUGCUCUUGAAUGAAAAACUGGACAGGGAGGCACUCUGUGGUACCAGUGAACCCUGUAUACUGCAUUUCCAGGUGUUGUUGGAAAAUCCUUUGCAAUUCUUUCAGGCUGAGCUUUUGGUUGAAGACAUAAAUGACCAUUCUCCCACGUUCCUAGAGAAAGUCAUAUUUCUAAAUAUCUCAGAAGGUGCUACCCCAGGAACCUCAUUCCAAAUGGAUAGUGCUCAAGACUUAGAUGUAGGAAUAAAUGGUGUCCAAAACUAUACAAUAAGCCCCAACCCCUAUUUCUACCUUAAGUUAAAAGACAGUGGUAAAGGAAGAAAAUACCCAGAGCUGGUACUGGAUGGAUCUUUAGACAGAGAAAAGGAACCUUCAAUUAGCUUGAUACUAACAGCUGUGGAUGGUGGGUCGCUGCCCAGGUCAGCGACUGCACUGAUUCAAGUUGUGGUUGUGGAUGUCAAUGAUAACGCCCCUGAGUUUGAAAGAAUGCUGUAUGAGGUUCAAGUACCAGAGAACAGCCCUGUGGAAUCACUAGUAAUCAAGGUGUCUGCUACAGAUUUGGACACAGGGAUAAAUGGAGAAAUAUCUUAUUCAUUUCCUCGUGUCUCUAGAGAUGUAUGGGAAACAUUCAAAAUCCAUCCAAUUUCUGGUGAAGUCCAUUUGAAAGCACUCCUAGAUUUUGAGGUAAUUCAGUCUUACACAAUAAAUGUUCAAGCCAUUGAUGGUGGGAGUCUCUCUGGAAAAUCAGCCAUUAUUGUUCAAGUUAUAGACGUGAAUGACAACCCACCAGAAAUAGUCUUUACAUCACUUAUGAGCCCAAUCCCAGAAAACUGCUUGUCAGAGAUGGUCGUGGCUGUUUUCAGUGUACGAGACCAAGACUCAGGAGACAAUGGUAGAAUGAUGUGCUCAAUUCAAGACAACCUCCCUUUUCUCUUGAAACCUACUUUCAAAAAUUUCUACACUCUAGUAACAGAAAAUCCACUGGACAGAGAGAGCAGAGCUGAGUACAACAUCACCGUCACAGUCACUGACAAGGGCACACCCACGCUCACAACCCAGCAAACCAUAACAGUUCAGGUGGCUGAUGUCAACGACAACGUCCCCACCUUCACACAAACCUCCUACACCCUGUUUGUCCAGGAGAACAACAGCCCCACCCUGCACAUAGGCACCAUCAGCGCCACAGACUCAGACUCAGGCUCCAAUGCCCACAUCACCUACUCGCUGCUGCCCACCCAAGACCCGCAGCUGGCCCUCGACUCGCUCAUCUCCAUCAAUGCUGACAGCGGGCAGCUAUUUGCGCUCAGGGCGCUGGACUAUGAGGCCCUGCAGACCUUCGAGUUCCAUGUGGGCGCCACAGACCAAGGCUCUCCUGCACUCAGCAGCCAGGCACUGGUGCGGGUGCUGGUGCUGGACGCCAACGACAAUGACCCCUUCGUGCUCUACCCGCUGCAGAACGCCUCUGCACCCUGCACAGAGCUGCUGCCCAGGGCGGCAGAGCCAGGAUACCUGGUCACCAAGGUGGUGGCAGUGGACCGCGACUCUGGACAGAAUGCCUGGCUGUCCUUCCAGCUGAUCAAGGCCACGGAGCCCGGGCUGUUCAGCGUGUGGGCUCACAAUGGCGAGGUGCGCACCUCCAGGCUGCUGAGUGAGCGCGAUGCUCCCAAGCACAGGCUGCUGCUGCUGGUCAAGGACAAUGGUGAUCCUCCAAGGUCUGCCAGUGUCACUCUGCAUGUGCUGCUGGUGGAUGGCUUCUCUCAGCCCUACCUGCCUCUGCCAGAGGUGGCGCGCGAUCCUGUGCAUGAGGAGGAUGCGCUCACACUGUACCUGGUCAUUGCCUUGGCUUCUGUGUCUUCCAUCUUCCUCUUGUCUGUGCUGCUGUUCGUGGGGCUGAGGCUGUGCAGGAGGGCCAGGGCAGCUUCUCUGGGUGGCUGCUCUGUGCCUGAGGGACACUUUCCUGGACACCUGGUGGAUGUCAGCGGGGCAGGGACCCUGUCCCAGAGCUACCAGUAUGAGGUGUGUCUGACUGGAGUGUCGGAUACCAAAGAUUUUCAGUUCCUAAAGUUCAUGUCUCCCAACCAUGAAGUUGUGAAUUGCGGGGAAGAGAAUUCCACCUCUAUGAGUGGUUUUGGAUACAAUUAACAAUUUGUUGACUUUUCAGAUGGUUCUGGACGUAUGUUCAUUCUUUCUAAACAUUAUUGUUUUCCAUUGUUUUAUCUUCAUAAGGAAUUUCUAACGUUUUGUCUUUAUUUUUCUAGUUCAGGAGAUGGUAAAUCCCAUGCAUCCCCUUACAGGUUAGUCUCUUUAAAAACCACUUCUUGAUGAAGACAUAGAACUUUACUCAUUCCUUGAAAGUCACAGUGUUUCUUCAACUUGUCAGAUCCUCAACAUGAAUCCUUAUUGAUUUGAAAAUACUCACCUUCAUUUUAUUUGAUUGUUAUACAGAAACAUUUCCAAAAGAUUUGAAGUGUGAUACAGAUGUCAUGAAUUGCCAGUGUAUCUUCUGUAUAAUACUAUGCUUUCCUAUCUAGAAUAGAGUGUCUGAUAUGCAUGAGUUUUUUGUACAGCAGUAUUAAUUGGAAAGACAAUUCUCUGAAGUAUCAGGGCUUUUAUUGUCUUCAUAUGAACAUCCAGCAUGUAAUACAUAUGAAUAUUGUUAAAAUAUUUUUAGAUUAUCUCAAAAUUUGUAAAAUGCCAGCUCCCUCUUGUGACAUCUGGCUAGCCCACCUCACAUUUUCCGAAAAUCUCUCUCUUUACCAUAGGUAUGGGAUCAAAGCUUGAUUCUUUUCAUAUAGCUCGGGUCCCUCUAUGAUUUCAGACAAUUGGAUGAAGUGAUGGGAAUUGCUAUUCUAAGCUGAGCCAGUCUGAUCCUGUUUAUUUUUUAUUUUAUCUUAUUUUUUUGGUUUUUCAAG
Molecule: messenger RNA, 3313 nt
Organism: Onychomys torridus (southern grasshopper mouse)
Lineage: Eukaryota; Metazoa; Chordata; Mammalia; Rodentia; Cricetidae
Product: protocadherin beta-18-like
Exons: 1
Coding region: 159-2543 (794 amino acids)
Biological process (GO): homophilic cell-cell adhesion
Cellular component (GO): plasma membrane
Molecular function (GO): calcium ion binding
Source: RefSeq, a predicted model, not a curated record